Cajanus cajan (pigeon pea) is the source of this 2664-nucleotide messenger RNA. Lineage: Eukaryota; Viridiplantae; Streptophyta; Magnoliopsida; Fabales; Fabaceae. The record is from RefSeq and is a predicted model, not a curated record.
UCCAAUUCCUUAUCAAAAAUGAAACAUUUUUCUCCCACUUCGCUUGCAUUUCGACCCACACAUCUCCACUUAUUUUCUCUCUUUGCAUUGAACUUGCUAUGCUUUACACCAAAAAUAUCUGCUUUUGCUUCAACAAAUGAAAUCGAUAAUUUGGCAUUACUCAAAUUCAAGGAAUCUAUAUCCAGUGACCCAUAUGAAAUUUUCCUUUCUUGGAAUACUUCUACUCACUUUUGUAACUGGUUUGGAAUCACAUGCAAUUCCAAGCACCAAAGAGUUACAGAAUUGAAUUUGGAAAGAUACCGAUUGAAGGGAUCCAUAUCUCCCUACGUAGGCAAUCUCUCUUAUAUGAGAAGCUUCAACCUCGGAAACAACAACUUCUAUGGGAUAAUCCCACAAGAGUUGGGACGGUUGUCACAAUUGCAAUUCCUCUCUGUCUCAAAUAACUCAUUGGUAGGAAAAAUUCCUACAAACUUGAUUGGUUGCACUCAUCUAAAAAUCUUAUUUUUAGGUGGGAAUCAUCUGAUUGGCAACAUACCAUUUGAAUUUGGCUCACUUUGGAAGCUUCAACAGUUGUACGUUUACAAUAACAAUUUAACUGGAGGAAUCCCGUCAUUCAUAGGGAAUCUUUCAUCCUUGACCGAUCUCUCGGUGAGUGCUAACAAUUUAGAGGGAGAUAUUCCACAAGAAAUUUGUCGUCUCAGAAGCUUGAGGUUUCUCUCAUUGGAUAACAAUCAGUUGACUGGAACAUUUCCUUCUUGUCUUUAUAAUAUCUCAUCUCUUCUUGUAUUCUCAGCUUCAAUAAAUCAAAUUAGUGGCUCUCUUCCACCCAACAUGUUCCACACCCUCCCCAACCUCCAAUAUUUUCUUAUUGGUAAGAAUCAUAUCUCAGGUUCAAUCCCACCUUCCAUCUCAAAUGCAUCUAUGCUUUCUAAACUUGAUUUAUGUUAUAACAAUUUCACGGGACAAGUUCCAAGUUUGAGGAAGCUACACCAUCUUUAUGGACUAGCUAUGGGUUGGAACAAUGUAGGUGAAAAUUCAACUAAUGAUUUGGAUUUUUUAAAAUCAUUGACAAACAGUAGUAAGUUGAAAACUUUAUAUAUGCCCCACAAUAAUUUUGGAGGUCAUUUGCCAAGUUCCUUGGGUAAUUUAUCCGUCCAAGUCAGUCAAAUAAUUCUCAGAGGUAAUCAGAUAACAGGUGAAUUAAAAGCGAAACUUGGAAACCUUCUCACACAAUUUUUACACGAAAAAAUUGCAAACCCUCUCAUGACACACAACUAUCCAAAAAUUAACGUGGUUCGGCACUUCUUGCCUAUAUCCACAAAAACUCUCAACAAAUUAUUUUAUUUCUCCACUCAUGUUCUGCAGAAUAAUUCUUUCUUGCAAUAUUUCAAUGUAUCUUUUAACAUGUUGGAUGGUGAGGUUCCAACUGAAGGUGUCUUUCAAAAUGCAAGUGAGUUUAUAGUGACUGGAAAUAAUAAGCUUUGUGGAGGAAUUUCAGAAUUGUAUCUACCACCAUGCCCUGUCAACAGUAAAAAACAUGAAAAAUACCACAAGUUCAGGUUGAUAAUAGUGAUAAUUGGUGUGGUUUCUUUUCUUGUUAUAAUGUCAAUUGUUCUGACUAUUCUCUUAAUGAAGAAAAGGAGUAAGAACCCAUCUUUAGAAUCACCAACAAUUGACCAGCUGGCUAAAGUUUCGUACCAAAGCUUACACAAUGGAACUGAUGGGUUCUCAACUACAAACUUGAUAGGGUCUGGAAACUUUAGCUCUGUCUACAAAGGAUCUAUCGAGUUAGAAGACAAAGUUGUUGCCAUAAAGGUCUUAAAAUUGCAUAAAAAAGGAGCUCACAAAAGUUUCAUUAUUGAAUGCAAUGCACUUAAAAAUAUUAAACAUCGAAAUUUGGUUCAAAUUUUGACAUGUUGUUCGAGCACAGAUUACAAAGGUCAAGAAUUUAAAGCUUUAAUUUUUGAGUACAUGAGAAAUGGAAGCUUAGAGCAAUGGUUGCAUCCCAUGACACCAAGUGUAGAGCAUCCAAGAACAUUGAGCCUUGAUCAAAGAUUAAAUAUCAUGAUUGAUGUUGCUUCUGCAUUGCAUUAUCUUCAUCACGAAUGUGAGCAACCGAUCAUUCACUGUGAUUUGAAGCCAAGCAAUGUUCUUCUUGAUGAUGACAUGAUUGCUCAUGUGAGUGAUUUUGGCAUAGCAAGACUUCUCUCAACCAUUAAUGGAACCACUUCUAAGCAAACAAGUACAAUUGGAAUAAAGGGGACUAUUGGUUAUGCUCCUCCAGAGUAUGGAGUGGGCUCUGAGGUAUCAACUUAUGGUGACAUGUAUAGCUUUGGGAUUCUUAUGUUAGAAAUGCUCACUGGAAGAAGACCUAUAGAGGAAAUGUUUGAAGAUGGUCAAAAUCUCCAUAACUUUGUUGCAAUUUCUUUUCUUGAUAAUCUUUUGCAGAUUUUGGACCCACAACUUAUUCCAAUUGAUGAAGCUGCAAUAUUGGAAGGAAACAAUUGGAGUCUUGAUCCAAAUGUUGAGAAGUGCUUAGUUUCACUUUUUAGGGUUGGACUUGCUUGUUCUAUGGAAUCACCAAAAGAAAGAAUGGAUGUGGUUGGUGUUACCGGAGAGCUUAAUCGAAUUAGAAAAGCCUUUACUGUUGGUGAGAGAAUGUGA